AUGAACAUCGUCGCAAUCGCGUCCACCUGGGCCACCCUCGCCCUGCUCGCUUCGGCGCAGAGCCCGGGCCCCGACUGGCCCCGCUGCGCCGCCACGUCCGAGACGCACCACGCGGGGUGGGAAAUCAUCGAUCUCAUAUUCACGCCUCCCGACCCGAGCUACGACGACUCCGCGUCCUUGUAUCUCCUGGUGCGGAAUAUCGCCGACGGGUCCCGCACGGAUUGCCAGCUCAAGCACGAUAGCGUCAUGGGCGAGGGCGGGUCGUCGGAUACGACGAUGGACAUUGUCCUCACGAACAUGCAGGGCACCUGCUUGACGUAUUGGGCCGAGUCGAGCGAAUUGACUCCCAAGGUCAAGGCCGAGGAGGCGAAGGUGACGUUUGACGUUACGAGUCUGGAGUUGACGAUUGAGCAAAGCUGGCGGUGCAGCGACUCCAAGGACGAUGUCACGUACAAGGCCAGCGCAUCUCGAAGCGUCCUAUUCACCUGCAGCGGAGGCCGCGAGGGCGAGCGCAUGGUCUGCACCCCGAAGAACUGUACAGGAUCGGCCAGCCCCCAUGUACGUCGGCCCCGCGCAGGUGACCGGCACCUCCUCACCUCCUCCACCACCACGACGUACCCCAUCGCCAAGCACGAAGACUGCGACAACCUGCCCUCGGCCUUUGCCGGCUGGCAAAUCACCCGCAUGAACUUUUGGGAGGGCGUCCAAGCCUCCCAGACCGUCCCCUCGGCCAGCCUGAGCCUCGACCUGCGCAACCUCAACGACGGCUCCCUCACGACGUGCCGCCUAUUCGCCGACAACGUGGACGAGGAGGCCGGCGUCACCCUCGCGAACAAGGGCGCCACGCUCGGCCAAGGCACGGACAAUUACGACAACGGGUGCGGGACGGGCUGGUUCGAGCUCGAGGACGACCGCGGCGGCGUGCGGCAGCGGUGGGCGUGGUACCCGACGGCCAACGUCACCUUUGACACGGCGACGCACGAGCUCGAAAUCACGCAGAAUUGGCCCUGCGGCGGCGUCGCGGGCGCGUUCGAGGCGUACGUCGUGCAGAAGAUCGCGCUGGACUGCACCCCGCUGGAGGGCUCGCUCUUUCCGACGGGGUGCACCGCGCGGAGGCGCUGGUCAAUUUCGAGGGCCCGCCGGUGA
Parascedosporium putredinis is the source of this 1146-nucleotide messenger RNA. Lineage: Eukaryota; Fungi; Ascomycota; Sordariomycetes; Microascales; Microascaceae. The record is from the annotation of a GenBank genome assembly.